AUGGAUGAGGGGUUUCUCUGGCAGAUGGAGAGGCUGCUUGAUAUACUGAGCUUGUUCGCCACACAGGGAUGCGACUACUUGUUUAAGCUUCUCUUAAUUGGAGACUCAGGUGUUGGAAAGUCAUGUAUUCUCCUUAGAUUUGCUGACGAUUCAUACCUUGACAGUUACAUCAGUACAAUCGGUGUUGACUUCAAAAUUCGAACUGUGGAGCAAGAUGGGAAAACCAUCAAACUUCAAAUUUGGGAUACUGCUGGACAAGAACGAUUCAGGACUAUAACCAGUAGCUACUACCGUGGUGCACAUGGAAUCAUAAUAGUAUAUGAUGUAACUGACAUGGAGAGCUUCAACAAUGUGAAGCAAUGGUUGAACGAAAUCGAUCGGUACGCCAGUGAGAAUGUAAACAAACUUCUGGUAGGAAACAAGUGUGACCUUGCCGAAAACAGAGCUGUCCCUUAUGAGACGGCUAAGGCUUUCGCUGAUGAAAUCGGAAUUCCUUUCAUGGAGACUAGUGCCAAGAAUGCCACUAACGUAGAACAGGCUUUCAUGGCCAUGUCUGCCGACAUAAAGAACAGGAUGGCUAGUCAGCCGGCAUCAAACACUGCUAGGCCACCUACAGUGCAGAUUCGUGGACAACCAGUGGCCCAGAAGAGCGGCUGCUGCUCAUCUUAG
Molecule: messenger RNA, 669 nt
Organism: Striga hermonthica
Lineage: Eukaryota; Viridiplantae; Streptophyta; Magnoliopsida; Lamiales; Orobanchaceae
Source: the annotation of a GenBank genome assembly